CCAGACGCGAGAGCUAGCUCACAGCGUCUCGGGCAGCAUCUCUGUGGUGCAGGAGCACGUGACCGGGCAUGGGGAACUGCCAGGCGGCGGACGCGGCGGCCGUGGUGAUCCAGCACCCGGGCGACGGCAAGGUGGAGCGCCUCCACUGGCCGACCACCGCGGCGGACGUCAUGCGCAGGAACCCCGGCCACUACGUCGCGCUCGUCGUCCUGCAUCACGUCGACGCCGAGCCCGACCCGGCCGUCGCCGGAGAAAGAGGAGGUGCCAGGGUAACCAAGAUCAAGCUCCUCAAGCCAAAAGACACGCUCCUCCUCGGCCAGGUCUACCGCCUCAUCACCUCCCAAGAGGUGACCAAGGCCGUUCAGACGAGGAAGCAGGAGAGGAUGCGCGGUUGCGACGAGGCGAUCGAGCAGGAGUGGCCGCGGCUGCACUGGCGGCGGCAACCGCCGAGGCCGAGGGGCGACAACGCAGCCACAGCAGCAGCCAACGGAGAACAGAGGCAGCCCGCCGAGCACCAGGAACGGAAGCGGCUGGAGAAGGACCGGCACCACCGGAGCAUGGCCGCCGCCCGCGGCAGAGGCCGGCACUGGCGACCGGCGUUGCAGAGCAUUACAGAGUCGUCGUCCAGCGGACACGCCGACUGCGAGGAUAUACUACUAUCCAAAUGAACUAGAAAAGUAGAAGAAGGUUUUUGGGGAGCUAGAAAUGUAGGUACAUUAGGCGAUCUGAAUGUAUCAAUCGGCUUCUGUCCCGUUUGAAUCCGUUUUGGUGAUACAGUAGCAUGCAUCGCCCGCUCAUUUUUUUUUUUUGGGGUGAAGAUUACCUCUUCCUGCCGUCCGC
Molecule: messenger RNA, 840 nt
Organism: Triticum aestivum (bread wheat)
Lineage: Eukaryota; Viridiplantae; Streptophyta; Magnoliopsida; Poales; Poaceae
Exons: 2
Coding region: 69-668 (199 amino acids)
Source: RefSeq, a predicted model, not a curated record